Messenger RNA from Mus caroli (Ryukyu mouse), 2075 nucleotides. The record is from RefSeq and is a predicted model, not a curated record. Lineage: Eukaryota; Metazoa; Chordata; Mammalia; Rodentia; Muridae.
GUUCCGUGUAGUCGUUGGGGUAAUGUGGUCCUCUCCAAAUGAGAAUCUGCAAGGCAGGUCUUCCACGUUUGUUCAGAAGAACACUAAUUCUGAGACAUAUAAACAACGAUAUGUCUUACCAUACAAGAGAUCUGAGAGAUUCUAUCAUUCAGAAUACAAAAUGAAUUAUAACGAUGGUUUUCAAGGAAGAAAGAGAGGUGCGAAUUAUAUCUGGAGUCAAUUUGACAGAAGGAACAAUCAUUUUGAUCAUUCUGGUGCUCCAUAUGCCAUGGGAAUGAAAAGAAGAAGAGAAAGAUGCAGUUAUGAUGACCAAUAUUUUCUUAAUGUGUGGGAUGAUAGAGAAACUGAGGAGAGCGAAACUGAUCUGGAUGCUGAAAAUGGACCUGAGGAGAAAUGGUACAAAGUCACAAUUCCAAGUGGAAGAAAGUAUGAGAAGACAUGGCUAAUGAGGUCAAUCCAGAACUUCUGUAGUGAGCCCUUCAUCCCUGUUGAUUUCCACUAUGACAAAACCCAGGCCCGGUUCUUUGUUCAGAAUGCUAAGACUGCCUCUGCAUUGAAGGAUGUCAGCUACAGGAUUUGUGAUGAAACAAACAGAAAAAUAGCGAUCUUUGUCAGUCCUUCUGUUGUGCCCUAUUCUGUGCAAAACAAGUUUACAUCAGAACAAAUGGAGUACAUAAGGGAAUCUAUGAUGAACCGGUAUGACUCCUCCCAGAAAGCUCUGGACCUCGAAAAGUUCCGAUUUGACCAGGACUUAAUGGACAAGGAUAUUGACAUGAUGCUGAAUCGAAGAAGCUGCAUGGUUGCCACACUACAGAUCAUUCAAAGUGAUUUCCCUGAACUGUUGUCCUUGAACUUGAAAAACAACAAACUGUACCAGCUGGAUGGGCUGUCUGACAUGACAGAGAAGGCCCCUCACGUUAAGAUUCUGAACCUCUCCCGAAAUAAACUGAAGUCAUUCACGGAAUUGGAGAAGGUGAAAGAACUGAAGCUGGAAGAGCUGUGGCUGGAAGGGAACCCCUUCUGCAACUGCUUCUCAGAUCAUUCUGAGUAUAUAAGAGUACCAACAGGAAAGCCUCAGGAUGGCAAGGACCUAAUAGUACCAACAGGAAAGCCUCAGGAUGGCAAGGACCUAAUAGUACCAACAAGAAUGGACAUCGAGGUCCCUCAACCAUGCAAGGAAAGCUGUAACAAAUCUGAAGUCAUAAAAAAUCUAGUUCUACAAUUUCUGAAAGAGUACUACUUGUUUUAUGACAAUGGAGAUCGACUUCGUCUUCUCGAUGCUUACCAUGACCAGGCCUGCUUCUCCUUGUCAGUUCCUUUUGAUGUCAGUGACCCAGACCUGAACAACUUGGAAGAAUAUUUCAAAUACAACAGAGAUCUAAAGAGGCAGCAAGACUCAAACAUGCGACUGCAGUUGCUGAAGCACACAAAACAUGAUAUCGUGAACUCUCUUAGCUUGUUACCCAAAACUCAGCAUGAUCUUUGCUCUUUCUUGGUGGACUUGUUUCUCCACACGGAAAUGAUGCUCUGUUUUUCUGUGAAUGGACUAUUCAUGGAAGUGGAAGGAAAAUUUCGAGGCUGCAUCCGUGCCUUCACGAGGAUCUUCAUUGCUAUCCCUUGCAGCGAUUCAAGAAUUUGCAUCAUAAACGAUGAGCUGAUUGUGAGGAAUGCCAGUCCCAAAGAGAUACAAAAGGCCUUCACGUCAUUGCCUGUACCUGACACAUCAUUCAAGCCUUUACUCUCUGAAGAACAGCAGGAAAUGGUGAAGUCUUUCUCUGUGCAAUCUGGAAUGAAACUUGACUGGUCUCAGAAGUGCCUUCAAGAUAACGAGUGGGACUACACCAAAGCUGGUGAGGCCUUCACUGCUCUCCAGAAUGAGGGCAAGAUCCCAAAGGAAUUCUUCAAAUAAAAGGAUACUAAAGAUGUCCUAUGGAUAGAGUGUUCCUCCUCAUCCACAUUAUUUCCCUUUAUAAGGCCUUUCCCACACCUGGGAAUAGAGAGAGGCCUGUCUGACCAAGAAGCAAAAGUUAACAUGUAGACCAAGUAAUAUAACCCCCCUCUCCACAUUGGCAGGU